AGAUAUUGGAAAAACCAUUGAAAGAGGAUUAUUUUAUGUAUUUAGCAUCAAGAGCCAAUUGUAUAAGCUGUAAGGUUGAAUGCAUAUUAGUUAAAGACGAUUGCAGAGUAAUCGCAACUGGGUAUAAUGGAGCACCCAAAUACAUAGAUAAUUGCAUUGAUGGUCGUUGUGAACGUUGUAAAGAGGAAGGAAGGGAUAAUUGUAUAUGUAUACACGCGGAAGAAAAUGUAUUAUUGAUAGCUGGAAGGGAAGCAGAGGGUUGUACCCUUUAUUGUACUACGUAA
This is a messenger RNA of Dentiscutata erythropus, 284 nucleotides long. The record is from the annotation of a GenBank genome assembly. NCBI's taxonomy places the organism in Eukaryota, Fungi, Glomeromycota, Glomeromycetes, Diversisporales, Gigasporaceae.